CAUUUAGCACAGAAACCAAAAAAAGUACUAACAAGACAUUACAGAGAAGCAAGAAAAGAGACUUUCUAUCCAGAGGCAAGUCAUGUUAUUAAACAUGAUACAUCACAGAAGACUUCUGUUGUUGCUAUUUGUGAGCCUGAAUGACGUGGCAGACCUGUCGAAACCCACCGCCCAAACAGUGACUCAAGGAAUUACCCUGUUUACAUUAACAAACUUCAAAGACUAUAACAACAUCACCCAAAGUCCCUGUGAAGAACUUUGUGCCAAGCCAUGUGAUCUCUUGACUCUGACCAGAAUAGGUCUGGAUUGGUUUCCUGCAUGCGUACCUGGAGAAGUCAAGCACUUAGAUUUGAGCUUCAACAAUCUUACUCUAAUCAAGGACGAAGACAUUUCUCAUCUGUCCGAGUUACAAAGCUUGGAUCUGAAGCACAAUCAAAUAAGAGACAUUCACUGGAGGGGAAAUGUACUGUCUAAUCUUAAAUCUCUGGACCUCAGUAACAAUCUCUUAUCCGUUGUUCCAAAGUGCAUUAUGUUGAAGAAAGUAACCUGGUUGUCUCUUGCACAAAACCCAAUCAAAGAAAUCCAACCCUACGCUUUCCAAUGUUUUCCAAAUUUGGAAUAUCUUAAUUUAUCAUUCACUCGGCUUGGGAGUAACACUUCGGAAGGCAUCAGUCAGUCAGGGUUUGCCCUGAAUGUAACUCAGGCCCAAGACAGUUCAUUAAGGUUUCUUGACACACUUGACCUAAGUGGGACAUUUCUCACUGCAGUCAAUCAAGAUUGGAAUAGAGACUUGCCAAACCUGAGGAAUCUUUCCAUUAGAGCUAUGAAAGAGUUGAAAAGUUUGGAUGGUCUGGUAGACACGUUUCCCCAUAUUGUACAACUGGACUGCGCCAAUUCCAGCUCUCUAAGCUCUAUUAACACCACGAUGUUUGAAAGAGCAACAGACCUGCAUUACAUUAAUCUCCAAAACUGUAAUUUGACCUCCAUAUCACCUUGGAACAUCAGUUCAAGAAAAAUGAAUCUUAACCUCCAUGACAAUCCACUGACCUGCAACUGUGAAUUUUCACUGUGGCUGUCAAAGCACCCAGAGGUUAAACUGCUCAGGAUAAAUGAAACUUCCUGCCAAAGAGAUUCUGUUUCCUUUUCACUGUACUCAGAUUUAAUGCUGUGUCAGCUAAACUCCAUAACUGACACCUAUAAUCUACCAGAAGAAAAUGAAAACAUCCCAACGUUGUCACAUCCCCACGUUGCCACAUCCACGGAAAGGAAUGAAUUUGUAGGAACGUCUAACGACUCCUUAAAACCGACAUCCACUCCUCAGGACAAAGCAAGUAAACUAUCUGUUAUUAAAAGCCUUAUUGUUUUUAAGACAACCUCUACGGACUCCAGCUUAACAGCUGCCAUUCCAAAAUUACUAUUAUUUUCUCCUGAUAAUCAAGAAACUACAAUAGGUCCUAACCUAAAACAAGUCUCCACGGAACACCACGCAUAUUCCACCAAUGGUGUUUUAGGUUCCACAACUAGAGAACAAAUUGUACAAAGGUCUGUUACGUCUCCAAUCCUUUUGACUGUAACUAGCGCAAUUCAAGUUGAACAAACAACCCAGCAAACCACAGAUAUAAUUACACAAAACAGUAUCAAAAUUCAUGGCGUCAAAGGCGAUAACGCAAGAGAGACCUCUCCUUUUGUUGAAAUUCCUAUGGACUAUGACUAUCACGGUGCAGAGGAUAAACCAAAAACAACAAUCAUGAAUCAGGUGGUGUCUUGUGAUUACGACCCUUGUAGGCACCUACAGACACCGUGCUUUGAUCUUCAGCAGGACAUGCACUGUUUGUGCCCUGGACUAUCAGGUGAAAACAUUGUUCCUGAACCGCCACGGCUACGGGAAGUGACAGAGAUAACAGACACGUCAGCACAAAUCCAUUGGUGUGCACCAAAUUCUGUAGUACACAAGUAUCAACUUGUAUAUUACACGGCAGGUUAUGAAGACCAGAGUGUGGAAGACAACAUCUACGAAACCGCAAGACAAUACACUCUAUAUAAUCUAUUACCCGAUACAAUGUAUCGCAUAUGUGCAGUUAGUGUUAAUAAAGCUGGGGUCAGUAAUACAGAAAAUGAUAAUUUGUCGAAAUCUCCAUGCACCGAAUUUAAAACCAAGCCAAGUUACAUUAUCAUAAUGGCCACAUUAAGUGCUCUGUGUGGCUUGUUUUUAGUUGCCAUAACAGUAAUGUCAGUGUGUUUAUACAAGAUGCACAAAAAUAAUCUACUUAAUCAGUAUGAUACACAUCUUGUUUCCUAUAAAAAUCCUGCAUUUGACUAUCAAUUAACCAUCCCAUCUUAUAACUAAUAUGGUUUAAUUUCCAUACCUAUAUGUAUAAAAUUGGUCAUUUGGAUUUUGGAGAGAGGCGAUUGUAACAUUCAAUAAAGCCCAGUCCCAAUAUACUGUAUAACCAUCUAAAUAUGGAUCACGUAUAUCCAAUAUAUUCAUGCCUUCCUUUUACAGAAGUAUAAACAAUAAGUUAUUAUUUUUGGCCAAAUGAAAAACAGCAAUAAUAAUAUUAUGUUAAAUUUUAUAAAGGCAUGGAACAAAUUCUUAGAGUCAUGAAGGUUAAAUUUUCAUUUAUAUUGAUGCAGCCUGUAUAUUGGUAGAACUGGCAUGUCCUACUCUAACAGCCUAAUGUCUGCUUCAUGAGCUACUUACUUGGGGGCAAAAAUUCCAUCUAGUUUUUUAUAAGUGUAAAGACCCUGAGUGCUAGUCUUUAUCACCAUUUUUGAUAUAUCUCUAUUGUUGUAUUUUUUUUGUUUGGUUUUUAGAAGGGCCCCCAAACUAUAGAACUUAAUGGCUUGAUUUAGUUUCUUUGCAGUUCUUUUUAAGCUGCUCUGGAAGUUUAAAUAAAAUCUUAUGCAUGUUUA
Messenger RNA from Pelobates fuscus (common spadefoot toad), 2913 nucleotides. It is a transcript of the gene LRRN4, whose product is annotated as leucine rich repeat neuronal 4. The coding region runs from base 83 to 2347 and encodes 754 amino acids. The transcript is spliced from 5 exons. Lineage: Eukaryota; Metazoa; Chordata; Amphibia; Anura; Pelobatidae. The record is from RefSeq and is a predicted model, not a curated record. Gene Ontology annotation, molecular function: protein binding.